UUUAUGUUCACUGUAAAGACACCUGUGGGAAGUGUUUAUGUUUCUAAGAAAAGUAAAAGCAAACUUCCAGGUGCAGGAUCAUGCUUGAAGAUCUUCUUCAGUCCUCCACUUCAGUCUUGCUUUUGGGGGUCAUCUUUGGCCUGCUGAUCUUCCACGUUCUUUUCACCAGCUCCAGCUCCAAAGAAAGGAGGGAGCCUCCAGGACCCAAACCUCUUCCUCUGCUUGGUAACCUGUUACAGGUGGAUCUCAAGAGACUGGACAAAUCUCUUUUUGAUCUGUCUAAAAGACAUGGACCAGUGUUUACAGUCUACUUUGGACUAAAGAAAGUCGUAGUUCUAGCAGGUUACAGGACAGUCAAACAGGCUCUGGUAAACCAUGCUGAAGAGUUUGGAAACCGAGAAAUCACUCCCAUUUUCUAUGAUUUUACCAAAGGACAUGGCAUACUGUUCUCCAAUGGUGACUCGUGGAAAGAAAUGAGGCGUUUUGCUUUAAGUACCCUGAAAGAUUUUGGAAUGGGCAAGAGGAUUAGUGAGGGGAAAAUCAUUGAGGAAUGUCACUAUCUGAUCAAAGAAUUUGAGCAACAUGAAGGGAACACCUUCAAAAAUAGUCAAUCAAUUAUUUAUGCUGCUUCAAACAUUAUAGCAGCCAUAAUGUUUGGAAAAAGGUUUGACUACAACGACCCCGUCUUCCAAGCUAUGGUGGAACGAGACAAUGAGUCCAUCCGUUUGACGGGAUCAGCUUCCAUCCUGAUAUACAACAUAGUUCCUUGGCUGGGCCCUUGUCUUAAAAACUGGAGGGAUUUGAUGAAGAAUAUGGAAGACAACAAGGUGGAAAUGAAAAGGAUCAUAACAAACCUUAAAGAGACUUUCAACCCUGAGACGUGCAGAUGCUUUGUUGAUGCAUUUCUGAUUCAUAAGCAAAAACUGGAGGAGUCUGAAAUCAAGGAUUCACACUAUCAUGACGAUAACCUGCUCUAUAGUGUGUCAAAUUUGUUUGCAGCUGGAACUGAAACCACAGGAAAUACACUUCAGUGGUGUCUGCUGUACAUGGCCAAGUACCCUCAUAUUCAAGACCAGGUUUUGGCAGAGCUGGACAGGGUGGUUGGAAGUCGGCAAGUUCGUCUCGAGGACAGAAAAAACCUGCCGUACACUGACGCCGUUAUCCAUGAGUCCCAAAGACUUGGAAACAUUCUCCCUAUUGGUCCUCCUCUCACAGUCAGCAGAGAUGUCACCUUUCAGGGCUACUUUAUCAAAGAAGGAACUACUGUAUUUCCCCUUCUCACAUCGGUCCUGUAUGAUGAGAGUGAAUGGGAGGACCCACUAACUUUUAACCCUUCUCAUUUCCUUGAUGACGAGGGUCAAUUUAUCAGGAGAGAUGCCUUCAUGCCAUUUUCUGCAGGCCGCAGGGUGUGUCUUGGAGAAAGUCUGGCCAGGAUGGAGAUCUUCCUAUUCUUCACUUCUCUCCUUCAGCACUUUCGAUUCACUCCCCCACCUGGAGUGUCAGAGGAUGAACUCGACCUGACACCAGUUGUGGGCUUUACACUCUCUCCUUUGCCUCAUGAACUGUGUGCAGUAAGACGCCAAUGAAAAGAAACAGAACUUUUUCAUGAUUGUCUUUUUGUUUUGUUUUUUUUUAAAGCUGAUUGCUUCCAGCCCCAGAAAUACAGUUUAAAUAAUGAGGCACCUCAAGUUUCUGAGGGUUAUUUUCUUCCUGUCUCUGUUAGAUGAUGAACAUUUUACUGUUAAGGAAUUUAACAGCCUAGAUAUUGGUGGAUGUCUUGGUUAACCAUUUUUCCUCCUGUCUUCUGUCAUUUUUAAAAUUCAAAGCCAAAAAAACAAUAGUGUCUACCAAAAAAAAGUCGGUAAUAUAUUGAAGCUUCUGUUUGUAAUAUAAAGAAAGUAAAUUCAUGCUGACAUACAUAGUUGAUAUAUUUAACUGGUGAAUGACACAUUUUUCCCUAAACAAGCUAUGCAGGCAUGUUGCCAUGGCAAUAUUGUUGCGAGAUUGUAUCAAGCCUCUGAUUUUAGGGCAAAGUUUACUACACAGUGCAUACAGGAUAGCAGCAUUUUCCUCAUGACCCUAAUUUAAACUCCAACUAGAAAAUGAGAACCGCAGAUCACACUAAUUCAGAGUUCUUUUGCUGCACGAUUCCGUAAUCUUAACCAUUCUGUAGCUGUGCUUGUCACAGUGUUUGCUUGUUUAAUACAUGUAUACAUUCUGGUGACUUUAAAAGACAAAAUAACCUUUGGCAACCAGUAAAGGUGCCCAUUAAUUUUGCUCUUUGCACACUUCAAAAGUAGAUACCUGUGGCACUCAACAGACCGGCAGUUUAGAAUCAACAGACACAUAUGAGCAAUAUGCUUCUUUGACUCCUCAUGUAUCCAAUUACCCUACUGAACUGAAAGCUGAUAGUAUGCAAGAGU
Archocentrus centrarchus (flier cichlid) is the source of this 2423-nucleotide messenger RNA. Its product is annotated as cytochrome P450 2K1-like. Gene Ontology annotation, biological process: xenobiotic metabolic process. NCBI's taxonomy places the organism in Eukaryota, Metazoa, Chordata, Actinopteri, Cichliformes, Cichlidae. Gene Ontology annotation, molecular function: iron ion binding; oxidoreductase activity, acting on paired donors, with incorporation or reduction of molecular oxygen, reduced flavin or flavoprotein as one donor, and incorporation of one atom of oxygen; heme binding. The coding region runs from base 81 to 1586 and encodes 501 amino acids. The record is from RefSeq and is a predicted model, not a curated record. The transcript has 9 exons. Gene Ontology annotation, cellular component: intracellular membrane-bounded organelle; cytoplasm.